Acanthochromis polyacanthus (spiny chromis) is the source of this 3273-nucleotide messenger RNA. It is a transcript of the gene wipf1b, whose product is annotated as WAS/WASL interacting protein family, member 1b. The coding region runs from base 499 to 2037 and encodes 512 amino acids. The transcript has 11 exons. The record is from RefSeq and is a predicted model, not a curated record. Gene Ontology annotation, molecular function: actin binding. Lineage: Eukaryota; Metazoa; Chordata; Actinopteri; Pomacentridae.
GCUUGUUAGCCGCCUGCAGUCUGCUCACUUCAGGAUUGGCUGCACAUCGCUGCUCAACACCAACCGCAGUGAACCGACGGUCGAUGGGAGAUUAUUAUCUGUGUACAGCCGUUCACACUUCGACAGCUGUGGCCUCUGCAGGAUUAACUGGGCUUUUUAUGAGGAGAACUGAAGCAGCAGCAGCAGCAGCUCAGAUAUGUUUUCCCUCCCGCUGCCGUCCAGUAAAGAAAAACAGCUGAGUACACGUUAGAGAGCAGAGGUGUCUUUUUGAGCCUGCUGGAAAGACGAGAGGAGAGGCAACGUUGUGAAGUUGGCAGAGCACCGCCGAGCGAGCCGCGAGGCAGGAACUGCAUGUGGCUGCUGUUCACGUUUUGUGUUUUUAUGAGGAAUGAGCUAAGGUGCUUCUUCUACUGCCUUCUCAACGUACUGCUGGUUCUUCUACAAACACAGAUUGAGGUGCGGUGUCCGUUGCAGAUAGAGUGAAGAAGAGAGCGGAAGAUGCCAGCCCCGCCUCCCCCACCACCCCCAGGGCCUCCCCCACCUCCCACGUUUGCUGCUGCUAACACCGAGAAGCCAAGUCUAAACCGUUCAGAACAACAUGGAAGAAACGCUCUGUUAUCCGAUAUUUGUAAAGGUGCCCGACUAAAGAAAGCUGUUACAAAUGACCGCAGUGGACCAGUGUUGGACAAGCCUAAAGGAGGUGUUGGAGGAGGAGGUGGAGGAGGAGGUGGAGGUGGUGGUGGAGGAGGUUUUGGUGGCGGCUCUCCUGCUGGUUUAGGCGGCCUGUUUGCAGGAGGGAUGCCAAAACUGAGGUCUGCAGCCAACAGAGACUCUAAUGACUCGGGACCCAGUCGAGGACCCGUCCUCCCUCCAGGCGGUCGCUCCGCUGGCCCAACCCCAUUCGGCGGAGGCUCUAGUGGCCCUCCUAAGUUCCCAGGUGCCCCAGCUGGCGGCCGCGGCAUCAUCCCUGAUUUUCCAAAGGGCCGCCCGAAUCACUCCUCCAGACAAGACUCUCCAGGAGGAGCCCCUCCUCCAGUACCCAGCACCCCUCGACCCACCCAGAGCUUCCAGUCCCGUGGGGGUCCCCCUCCGCCGUCGCUGCCCUCCGGACCCAGACCCAGCCCAGCCUGUGCUCCUCCACCACCCAGCUUCCCCCCAAGCAGGCACGGACCUCUCCCUCCGCCACCGGGAGGCUCUUCGCUGGGGCCUCGACCGGGCUUCUCUGCGCCUCCACCCCCAAACAACAGCAGGCCUCCGUUACCACCAACGCCAGGAGGGAGGCCGCCGCUCCCUGAUGACCGUCCGACGCCUCCGGCCCCCGGUAAUCGCCCGUCGAUGCCCCGCGACAUGCCGCCUCCUCCCCCGUCUGUCAACUCCAAACCUGCCUCCUCCAUCUCCUCCUCAUCCUCUCGCUCCCUGGCAGGUGGAGGUGCACCUCCUCUACCGCCGGGCCGACCAGGUCCUCCUCCAAUCCCACCAAGUCCAGCUGUAGGAGACGACCACAGCACCCCUCGCCUGCCCCAGAGGAACAGCUCACUCAACAGCCACGGUCCAGCACCACCUCAUCCAAGGACUGGACCUCUUCCUCCUCCACCCAGUGAGAGGCCACCAUCUCUGGGAAGGAACCAGUCGUCAGUACGCUCAGGUCCUCUUCCUCCUCCGCCUCCGUCAGGUCGAAGCAUGGGCGGGGGCAGUGUGAGGUCAUCGCCAGCUCCUUCACCUAUUGGUAGGCCCAGCCCAGAGCCCCCUCGCAGUGGACCCGGGGGCAGACCUCCUCUUCCUCCCGACAGACCAGGGAUUGGAGGAGCUCCUCCUCCUCCACCACCAAUGGGCAACGGCUUCCAAAACUCUCACCACAACCAGAUGCAAGAUGACUGGGAGUGUCGCUUCACGUUUCACCCUGUGUUGGACCUCCCUCCACCUGAACCUUACGUUCCCUUCCAGAAGACCUACCCCAGUAAGAUCGCCAAGACCGACGGCAAGAGUUCUGGUAAAAAGGAACGAGGAGCUCCUCCUCUUCCUCCGAUUCCCAGGUGAAGAAGCCUCAGCAGCCUCCACAACACUUGGAUCUCCACCUCCUGUUCUCCUCGUCUCUUUUUCUUUCUCUGUCACUUCAAUCUGCCGGACUGCAGCUUUUAAAACGAACUUGAAGUUCAGUCGACCAAGUAAAAGGACCAAAAUCUCACCGCAACCAAAGCCUGUUUAUUCUCUGGUACACUGUUUCUGUUCAGGUUUACACACUGAAGGAUGUUUGAGUCUGAGGCCUUUAGUUGCUCUUAGUCAUUGAUCUAUUGUGACUUUAUUCCUUUAACCUUCUCAGUCUUUACUGGUUUGGUCACCAGAAAUCUGUUUUAUCGGCCAGUUAAAUAAGAAUCUACUUGACAAACAUGGCAGGUACAACAUGUGACUCAUUUAGCAUCUUCAUGGUCAUUUUACAAUCUCUGGGUUUUCAUGGAGCAACUUAUGCAAGAAAAAAAUCGCCCUUUCAAGUGUUGAGAAGGUGUGAGCUGUUUUUCUUAGUUAUUAAACCAGUGUUUGCCUUUUCUAUUCAGGAUUGUACUUAAGGCUGCCUAAAGAGUGAAUUAACCAAGGAUGCCUUUUGUGCCUUAAACUAUGUGUUUGUUUUCAGCUGGAUUGAGUCACCUCUGAUGAUGUAAAUUUGACGGAAAUUUUGUCAGAUCUUUGUAUAGAAUAAGUGGAAUUGUGGGUGUUUCAUGUGCCAAAGCCACGCGUGCCUUCGCAAGUGUGGAUUUACAUCUGAGUGUUUCCACUGAGCGGUACUUUUUAUUUGAUAUGUGAUGUUUAUGAUAGAGUUUUAAAGGAGCUGAUUCUUAUUUUUUCUGUUCUGUCAGAGCUUCCCAGACUCACCAUGAAGGGCCUGUGUUUGUAUGAUGGAGGACGGUAUUAUUUUACAUUAUGUUCCAGAAAUGUGCAGUAUUAUGUUUUGGCUUCACACGGCACUGCUUCUGUAUACGUGAUGUUACUAUUAUCAUGUGUCGAGGAUGCCUUUUCUUAAAGACAAUCAUAUGGAAGUAAACCUAUUUACGUGAGAAAAUAAAAUGCUUUAAGAUGCUUUAUGCGCUCUAUUCGGGAUGAGAACGGGCUGCUUUUAUUGGACUGUAUGUCGGAAGUGAUUUGAUUUUUCAGUGAGAUGUGGAGUCGCGUCCGAGCGAAGGGACUUGUUUUGUAUUAUCAGAUAAACAAUAUGCACCAUUUACAUAUCUGUGCAAUAAAAUCAGGCAAUAAAGUGAUACAAGAGUGUCAUCAAAUACA